AUGCAAUCAAUGGAAGCUGACACCAGUGGAAACUCUUCUCCAACCCAACCAAAAUGGAAAAAAGUAGCACAUGGAGGAAUGCAACCUGGAUUUGAUGAUAAUCACACUGACGAGUCCUUCCUUGCAGGUAUGGUUAUGAAUGCCAAUGUUGUCAAAAGAGACAUGCUUAAGGUGAUGCUGGACUCCAUUUCCAUAUCCCAAUACCUUUGCAUUGUCACCCUUGUUGUCUUGGUGUGGACAUAUACACUUGGGUCAACCAUUAAUGAAAAUUCACUCUUGCUCCUUGACAUAAGCCUUCUUGGAUUGGGUUUCUUUGUUCUACUCUUAACUGCAGAAAUGCUUUCCUUAAAUCUUCUUCUGUGUUAUGUUCUGAAUAUCUCAUUUUUUAUAGCUGGGUUAUACCUUCUGUCUCCUAUCUACCACACACUUACUCAGUCCAUAAGUUCAGAUUCCAUAUGGGCACUUACUACUACACUAAUCAUCCUCCAUCUUUUCCUGCAUGACUACUCUGGAUCCAUGGUAAGGGCUCCUGGGACUCCAGAACCAACUUUUACCGGCAAUAUCUCUUUAAAUGCUUCUAUCAUGGCCUCUCUUUUAAUUGCUUCUCGCCUUCCAUCCAGGCUUCACGUUUUCGCUAUUAUCCUAUUCUCCUUGCAAGUUUUCCUCUUUUCUCCUCUAGUGACUUACUAUAUUAAGAAAUACUCUUUCCGGCUGCACCUUUUCUUCUCAUUUGGGUUGAUGGCUGUUACAUUGGCGUUUGCGUAUAGGUUGCACAGAUUACUUUUCGUGUUAUUAUUCAGUUUGUUUAUUUUUGUCAAUAUGGUGUGUCCUUAUUGGCUUAUAAGGAUUCAGGAGUACAAGUUUGAGAUCAAUGGUCCUUGGGAUGAGGCAAAGUUGUGUUUCAAUAUAACAGAGUAAAGAAAUAUCUUUAUCCCUUCCUAA
Molecule: messenger RNA, 942 nt
Organism: Diospyros lotus (date-plum)
Lineage: Eukaryota; Viridiplantae; Streptophyta; Magnoliopsida; Ericales; Ebenaceae
Product: phosphatidylinositol N-acetylglucosaminyltransferase subunit C
Exons: 1
Coding region: 1-918 (305 amino acids)
Biological process (GO): GPI anchor biosynthetic process
Cellular component (GO): membrane; glycosylphosphatidylinositol-N-acetylglucosaminyltransferase (GPI-GnT) complex
Source: RefSeq, a predicted model, not a curated record